UAAAGGGGGCUGGGCUGUUUAGGAAACACACCAAAGGACUGAGGCAUUUAUCCUUAGAGCGUCCUUGAGUCUCAGACCAACCACCAUAGAUUCCUGCUACUUUGAUUAUCGUCGACCCGCCAUGAUCUCCUACCUGCUAUUACUUGCUGCCAUCCUCUGUGGUGUCACGUCUAAACCAGCCAACAUCACAGAAGAUCUCUACAAGAACCAAACAUUUGGUGUUUCUACACAUAGGAACAAUACAACAAAACCAAACUAUGAGGCAACAAGUUUGGACAAAGAAAAGCUGAAUGAGAUUGAGAGCGAGCUGGAAAAAAACAACACAUCAAUUAUCUAUGAGGAUAAUGAAAACUUCCAGGACCAGAAUGUAAUCUUACCAGAACACUGCAACCAGGACACCCUGAGGGAGUAUAGUUACAACUACUGUGGUGCAGUUUUUCAUGCAGAGAUGCAAAACAUCAGCAGAGAAGACUGGUGUGUCCUGAAAAGCAUUAUCAGGCCUUACAAUGAUCUGACGCAAUGUUUGGAGACAGUGGCCGAUUUUUCUGGCUGCUUUUUUCCUAAUACUGACAUCCAAGACUUCUUCAUCUACAUCCACUCCACCUAUUUCCAGGACUGCACAGAGACAGAAAGAAAAGAUCUGAUUGAGGAUGCCCCCACUAGCCUGGUGGUGGCUCUCACCAUCAUCCCAGUGAGCUUCAUCCCUGUACUGGUUUGUCUGGUGCUUUGGAAAAGUUAGUAGUUGACUGGCCCAGAUUCCAAACGAUUCUGCUUUAGCUCGAACCAACUUGGCCAUUAAAGCUUUAAA
Molecule: messenger RNA, 808 nt
Organism: Cyprinodon tularosa
Lineage: Eukaryota; Metazoa; Chordata; Actinopteri; Cyprinodontiformes; Cyprinodontidae
Product: receptor activity-modifying protein 1-like
Exons: 5
Coding region: 122-739 (205 amino acids)
Biological process (GO): intracellular protein transport; protein localization to plasma membrane; G protein-coupled receptor signaling pathway
Cellular component (GO): membrane; cell surface; signaling receptor complex
Molecular function (GO): coreceptor activity
Source: RefSeq, a predicted model, not a curated record